Molecule: messenger RNA, 2500 nt
Organism: Pelodiscus sinensis (Chinese soft-shelled turtle)
Lineage: Eukaryota; Metazoa; Chordata; Testudines; Trionychidae
Source: RefSeq, a predicted model, not a curated record
GCCGCUGCUUCCAUCUGGGGAACUUGCCGCAGCGGCGGGCGCACUGAAGUCAAUGAACCUGCUCACGAGAACGUAUUUGCUGGCCAGUCCAAAAUCUACACCUACCUAAGUCCUAACAAAUCUCCUGGUGCUCGUCCUCCACUUCAAGAGGAAAACUCAGUCAUGCCUCAUGAGGUGAAAUGUCAGUGCAAAACACUAAAUGAAACAUGCAAAAGAGGAGAUGGAAAAAAAAGUAUUGUUAAUACAACAGAAGGUGCUAUUAGACCAGAAGGCCAGAAUGAUAAAGAAAGUGGAUCUGACCCUUCAGAGUCCUUUUCUAAUCAAAAACAAGAAGCUGCAGAAAUUCAGAAAAAUGUGUCUCUGCCUUCUGAUUCUACUGAUGCAGCAAAUGCAAAGCAAGCUCAGAAGAAGGUGGUAAAAGCAAAACAUGGACAUGUGAAAACAAAUGCAUAUUUUGGAUGUGUUAAGCAAAUUUACCAGAUUUUCUGCUAUAGACACUUAGGAGCACAAGGGAAAACAUUACAGAAUCGAAAAGUGACAGACUAUUACCCUGUUAGAAGAAGUUCCAGGAAGAGCAAAACUGAAUUGCAGACUGAGGAAAAGAAGAGAAUAGAUGAAUUAAUUGAAAGUGGGAAAGAAGAAGGAAUGAAGAUUGAUUUCAUUGAUGGUAAAGGCAGAGGGGUAAUUGCUACCAAACACUUCAACAAAGGAGAAUUUGUGGUAGAAUACCAUGGGGAUCUCAUAGAGAUCACUGAUGCUAAAAAGCGAGAAGCUCUGUAUGCCCAAGACCCAUCCACAGGUUGCUAUAUGUACUACUUUCAGUAUCUAAGCAAAACAUACUGUGUUGAUGCUACAAAAGAGACUAAUCGUCUGGGAAGGCUGAUUAAUCACAGCAAAUGUGGCAAUUGUCAAACAAAGCUUCACGAUAUUGAUGGCAUACCUCAUCUUAUUCUGAUAGCCUCACGAGACAUUGAAGUGGGUGAAGAACUAUUGUAUGACUAUGGUGACAGGAGCAAAGCUUCCAUUGAAGCUCAUCCAUGGCUGAAACACUAAUCCAUCCUACUUUGGGCUAAGCACCAUUGAAGAGAGCUGAUGGAUUUUUUUUUUUUUUUAAUUUAACACAUCUAUCUGCGUGGAUUGCUUCUUAUAUUUUAAAAUUGUUUAAAAAAACCCUUUUUGCUCUGCAGUAUUUAAAUAUCUGUUACAGGUUUCCAGACAGACUUGAACAGAUUAUCAUAGAUUAUGGAAACUUUUUAUUCAAUUUUGUACAUUUUUGCAAAUAUUGAUCUGUGCUUCCUGAGCAUACACUCAAAGACUUAUGCGUAUUUUAUAAGGGCGGAGGGAAAAAAUUAAAUCUGAAACUCUUGGGUUGUGCUCCUGCUUUGGCAAUGAAAUCUCAUGUCCUGUUUUAGAAGGGGCAAUAUUGACUGUUUAGCUUGAAUAGUGACAGAUGUAUCCUAUGAUUUAACUCUUAAGUCAUUGAUUUGAUUUCCUUGUCAUCCUUUUUAAACCUAGCACUGACUGGCCAAGGACUUUUUCAUGAAUGAAGCAUUGUUUGUAUUAUUCUUAACUAGUCUGUACUAGGAGUCUUUUUCCCAGCACACUGCCCCUUGUUGGCAAAGGCACCAAAUCCACUGCAAUAAUGGAUUGAAUAAUCAAUCUGCCUGCUUUCUUCAGAGACACAACUCCAAUCCAAAUGGAGCUGGAUUUUUAAAACCUGACUUAUUAUCAAUGUGAAGGUAAAACGUGGAAGUCAUCAAAAUGAGGAAUUGUUUUCUAAAAAGUUUGUCCUUUUUUAGUUGGUGGCAGAUUUAAGGGAGUCUUGUUAAAUGGCUUUUUCAAAACACAAAAACAAAAGGCCUCUCUUAAAAACAUAUUACCUUCAAUGUUAAUUGGCCACAUCAGAAACUUAAUUAUUUAUUUACUGUGAAAGCUGGAAGUAGAUCAGAGUGUUUCCAGAAUUAGGAGUCUUGUCUUCAUGUACAGCUUCAGUUUUUUACUUUUGGAGUUAUGUAUAUGCAUUGAAAACAGAUUCCUUAGGGCCUAAUCCUGUAAGCUGUCAUGCACUGUCUGAUCCCAUUGAAUUCUACAGGAGUUGAGGAUGCUUAGUACCUCACUGGUGCAGGCUCAUUAUUAGGGAAACCAUUGUAUGGGAAGGCUAUACAGUGGAGAUCUCUACAGUGAAUAUGAGCUCUUAUCAAUUGAAGUGUUUGCCAAGAUGUGCUUGGCAUGUGUAUAGCUGAACAAUGGCCUAAGGCCACCAGUCACACUUGCUGCUGGAAAAUGUCAGUAAGAUCUGUGACUUUAUUAAUGUUCCCUGUAUCUCCAUGUUCUCAAAGCUGCUCAUACCAUCCAAGGCAGUCUUGUGCACUUGUAUAACACCUAAGGUGAUACAGUCCAACCUAUGUGUUUUAGCAGCAAGAGAGGUGGUUUAGUGAUGUUUUAAAAACAAAAACUUGAAUAUGUCUGUAAAAUAAAAAAUAUAUUUAUUAACUAUGAA